Mytilinidion resinicola is the source of this 1515-nucleotide messenger RNA. Its product is annotated as oxysterol binding protein-like protein. The record is from RefSeq and is a predicted model, not a curated record. The coding region runs from base 90 to 1304 and encodes 404 amino acids. Gene Ontology annotation, biological process: exocytosis; maintenance of cell polarity; endocytosis. Gene Ontology annotation, cellular component: cytosol; intracellular membrane-bounded organelle; membrane. Gene Ontology annotation, molecular function: oxysterol binding. NCBI's taxonomy places the organism in Eukaryota, Fungi, Ascomycota, Dothideomycetes, Mytilinidiales, Mytilinidiaceae. The transcript is spliced from 4 exons.
AACAUAUCUACCCAGCACCAGCCCACGCACGCCUAAAAUCCCCAUAAUUCCUUCAGCCUUUCACCAAUCACACGUCUAGCAUUUUCAUAAUGAACGGCAACGGCCAAAAACACGCCUCAGGCACGUCAACUCCAAAGGAUUCCGAGGAUUCAGCUGUUCCCGCUCAAUCCAAGGGCUCCUGGACUUCGUUCUUGAAGUCCAUUGCUUCCUUCAAUGGCGACCUCUCCUCCAUGACCGCCCCGCCCUUCAUCCUCUCGACCACAUCCCUCGUGGAGUACUCGUCGUACUGGGCCGAACACCCCUCCACUUUCGUCGCGCCUGCCAACGAGAACAACCCGGAGAAGCGCGCGGUCCUCGUCCUCAAGUGGUUCCUGAGCACACUGAAGCAGCAGUACAGCAGUCGCAACGAGAAGCUUGGCAGCGAGAAGAAGCCGCUGAACCCCUUCCUGGGCGAGCUCUUCCUUGGCAAGUGGGAGGAUGAUGCUGGCACCACACAGUUGGUCAGCGAGCAGGUCAGCCAUCACCCGCCAGUCACGGCGUACAGCAUCUGGAACUCGAAGGCGGGAGUCAGGCUACAAGGCUACAACGCCCAGAAGGCUUCUUUCUCGCGGACAAUCAAUGUCAAGCAAAUUGGCCACGCCAUUCUCCACAUUGAUGCAUUCGACGAAGACUAUCUGAUCACCCUUCCCUCACUCCACAUCGAAGGCCUCAUUACUGGGGCGCCAUAUGUGGAGUUGGACAGCUCCAGCUACAUCAAGUCUUCAUCUGGCUACACCGCGAAGAUCGACUAUAGCGGCAAGGGAUGGCUAUCAGGCAAGAAGAACACCUUCACGGCGUCGCUUUAUCAAGACGGCAAAGAGAAGCAGCCGCUAUACACCGCCGAUGGGCAAUGGACCGAUUGUUUCACAAUUCGCGACGCCAAGACCAAGGAUGUUGUCGAAACGUUCGACCCCACAGUGACCAACACAACCCCUCUCACCGUCGCCGAGAUAGACCAGCAGGACGAAAUGGAGUCGCGACGCGCGUGGCAGAAGGUGGCUCAGGCCAUUUCCAAGGGCGAUAUGAACACUACGUCCGCAGAAAAGUCGGUUAUAGAGAACCAACAGCGCGAGAUGCGGAAGCAAGAGAAGGCAGAGGGCCGGGAAUGGUCACGCCGCUUCUUCACCCGUGCGCCAAAAUCAGCUCUCUUCGACGCUUUGGCUAACAGUAUCGGCGAGGCCAUCAAUUCCAAUCUGACUGAUGGCGUAUGGUUGUUUGACCAGGAGAAGGCGAAAGAUUCUGCGCCACCAUUCCAACCGCAGUAGUGGUACUGUAUGGUGAUUUCUUCCUAUUCCCUAAUGAGUUCGGAUCUCUUUACCUCUUGUAAUAUCACAUGACCUAUGUAGGUCGCCUUUUUUCAAACAGGGGCGUCUCAUGACCUAAUUGCAUCUGCUUCCUCCUGCAACUUCUAAACCUACUCUGUGUUUUGUAUUCUUAGGCAGGCUCCUCCCGAAUACGAUCCUCAAUAUUCGAACG